CUGUAAACCUGCUCUCUUCGUCUCUUUGAUUUCAAACAAUUUUUCUCUAUCUCUUUUCUCUCUUAAUUUCAAGCUUCAAGCCUACGUUGGUCGUCGUAUUUUUUGUUCUACUCAUGAAUAUCUCUAUAACCUCUAUCUAGACUGUUGUCCAAGGAAUAUUUACAUACAUAAUACUUCAAUACCAAAUUAAAGGCCAAACUACAGAGUCACGAAGCUACUCAAAGCUGCGUGCUUCAGAGACAAUCGAGCGCCAUGUGGGGUCCACGGAAAGACCAUCAACAGGAUGGUGAAAACGAACGAGCGUCUCAGACCGAUCGCGCCUCAUCGAGAAGAAGUCAUGAUACUCAUGAGCGACAGGAACCGAAUGAGAGGACGAGGUUGCUUGAAAACCGGCCUCGACCUCCGAACUCUGAUGGCUACCUAGACCCAGACGACCCAGCUGUAUCACCGUACAAUCUCUGGUCCGUCCGAUUCCUUCGCUACUUCACAGUCCUCUUUCUAGUCGUCUCCUUCCUGUGGUGGGUGCUACUGCUGGUAUCCCUCUUCGUAUCUCCACCAGGAAUGCACUCCCGCGGGUCCGGCUUCUUCGACUUCGCAUUCACCUGUCUCACGAUCGGAAACCUGCUGGUGGCAGUCAUCUUCUUCGUCUCCCCCGCCAAAGCUCUACGAAUCACGACAUCCAUCAUCGCCGUCCUCCUCCUCAUCGACAUGAUCAUCAUCCUCAGCGUGCCUCGACUCCGCCUCGAGGAAGGGUGGGUCGGCAUCGCGUCAGUCGUCUGGGCCGUCGUCAUCGCCUUCUGGUGCAUCAUCACCGACCGCGUCGUAGCCUGGGGCAAGCGGGAAGAAGAACAGCGGCUCACCGGCCGCCCAGAAACCCGCCGCACGCUCAAAGAAUGGCUCGCCGUCCUCGUCGCCACGAUCCUAACCGCCAUAUUCAUCAUCCUCGUCCUCCUCAUGACCGCCACCCUCACGAUGCGGGCCCAAGACGCCUCGCUCAAGAUGUACGGCGAGCGGAUCCUCGUCGACGGCGACAAAUACUCCGUCCACCUCGCGUGCGUCGGUAACUCCACCGCCACCGACACCUUCGGCAACAAAGCCCCCACGAUCCUCCUCGAGGCCGGCGAGACCCCCGCGGAAUACGACUUCGAGCACUGGGCCUACGCCGCGUACCAGAACGGAACCAUCUCGCGAUACUGCUACUGGGACCGCCCUGGCUACGCCUGGUCCGACAACGCACCCUCCCCGCACUCCGCCGGCAUGUCCGCAGACGCCCUUUCCGAAGCGCUCGCCAAGUCAGGCGAAGAGGGCCCGUGGAUCCUCGUGGGCGCGGGCACCGGCAGCAUCGUGAGCCGCAUCUUCAGCAGUCGGCACCUGAAGCAGGUGGUCGGCAUCAUGCUGGUCGACGGGUGGCACGAGGAUCUCCUCCACCGGAUCGGGGAGCCGGGGCGCGGGUUCCUGCUCUGGGCCUGGGGCAUCAUCUCGCCGUUGGGGAUCGAGCGGCUGGGCGGCGCGCUGUUCAAGGGCCGCACGAGCGCGGACCGCGUCUACGGGAAGUAUGCGUACCAGGGUGGCAAGUUCAUCAAGGCGCAGCUGCAGGAGAAUCUCGUCGCGGACUCGCUGUCGAAGAACGAGGUCGUGUCCGCGAGGAACAUACAGUCUGUGGAUACGCCGCUCGCGAUCGUCAGCUCGGGGAUCAGGUGUCGCACUGAUGGGGAGUGGGAGCGCAAGCAGAAGGAUCUGUCGACGUUGACGGAUAACCUUGUCGGCUGGGACGUCGUUAACAAGGCGCCGCAUCAGGUGUGGCGGACGCUGGAGGGACGGACGGCGAUGGAGAAGCGGCUGGGGGAUUUGGUCAAGGCGGCGAGGAAGGUCAAGACGCCGCUUGAUGUUGAGUGA
Aaosphaeria arxii CBS 175.79 is the source of this 1896-nucleotide messenger RNA. RefSeq lists its product as uncharacterized. The record is from RefSeq and is a predicted model, not a curated record. Bases 253 to 1896 code for a protein of 547 amino acids. NCBI's taxonomy places the organism in Eukaryota, Fungi, Ascomycota, Dothideomycetes, Pleosporales. The transcript has 2 exons.